Aphanomyces invadans is the source of this 1539-nucleotide messenger RNA. RefSeq lists its product as hypothetical. Lineage: Eukaryota; Oomycota; Saprolegniomycetes; Saprolegniales; Verrucalvaceae. The transcript has 2 exons. The coding region runs from base 77 to 1399 and encodes 440 amino acids. The record is from RefSeq and is a predicted model, not a curated record.
CCUUUUUGUGCCCACAGUACCACCACGACGAAGUGGGCGCACUGAUUCCACUUGCACAUUUGCUAGGACGAGAGCAAUGAAGCUGCCUCUUCCACCCAAUUUCUUCAAGUGUCCGCCGCUCUCGAUUGACGAAGAGGAGCGGCUCAAGGCCCAAGCGUAUGGCACCGCGAUGGAGGUGGUGCAGAAGUCGUUGGUGCAGUCGUCCAACUCAGCUGGUGUGUCGUGGACGCUAGCAUCGGACGAUGAAGGGCUCAAAAUUUUCCGCGCGACCGUCGACGCCCACGGCGUCCACGACCGCCUCAAGUUGGCGGUGGGUGUGACCGAGACUGCAGGCACACUGGACGAAGUCGUCGCGCUGUUCCGGAACGACACGACCGAACACGCCAAGGAGUACGUUCGCCGCUUCGGCAGGGGCCUGAUCGAUUCGGCAAACUUGUACACGCUCGUCGAACCGACGUCAGCCCACCCGAACGAGAGUGUCACAAUCAACUGGAUGGCGUUGAAGAGCCCGCUGAAAAAGGUGAUCCUUGAGCGCGACUGCUGCUACUUGGAAGGCCACUACGGAUUCGUUGUCAAUGGGAAGCGGGGGUGGGUGCGCAGUCUCAAGUCGCUCAACUUGAUGUGUUGCCCCGACAUGCAGCAUGCCCUCGGCCUCGUGCGCAUGGUGCAAUGGGGUAGUGGCCAUGUCUUCCUCGAGUCCGACCGGCCAGGCUACAUGCGGAUUGCAUAUGUUGUUCACGCCGACUUUGCCGGGUCGGCGCCAGACUGGGCCAUCGACGUCGCCAUCAAGCGCCGGUGCAAGAGCUUGCUCGACAUUGACACGUUCCUGCGAGAAAACCGUCUUGCGCAAGGCCACUUUCUCACACCGCCUCAUGUCGUCCCCAAGGACCAACGGCGACAGUGCUUUUUGUGCCGAAAGAAAUUUGGUGUGUUUGGCAGCUCCAAAUCCAACUGCUGCAAAUGCGGCGAAGUGUUCUGCACAACGUGCUGCCAUCCGUGGACCGUCCGUGUGUGCGGCAUCCCUACGCGCAUCGAAGCGUGCGCCAAGUGUGCGCUCAUCGCGCCGACCCCGACCAGAGCGCUUCUGCCCGACCAAUUUGCCGGGUCCGACCAUUACUCGUCGUCGUACCAAGACUCAAGCAGCCGCGGCGUGUACUCGGACAGUCCGAUCGCCUCGGCUGGACCGAAGUAUUCCCCAGGCAGCAGCACCGUCAGCAGCUCCUUCAGCGCCCGCAACCCCGACGGAAGGCUCCCAUUUCCCCGGUUUGAAGCACUUGCCACACAAAUUCAACAUGGCGACGCGGGCUAUCCUCCUUCUCAAUACACAUACCUCUACGGUCACGCGGGCGAGGCUGCAUCAACGUCGACGCGGACGUCUGGCACCAACGAUUAUCCCUAAUGUUCACGAUUUUUUGCAUCCAUUCAAAUUCUACAUAGUCCGGAAUGCCCGCCACUUUUCCCGGCAACGCACGGCACAUUUCAUAUCCGUGCGACGUUCGCCAAAGAGGCGGUCGGUAGUCGCGUGCACCGCCGCGACGU